UUGAUCAAUCGCUCAAUAUACCAGCUCAGGGCCGUAUAGCUGGAGACGCAGGAAGGACAGGAUCUCUACACAAAGACACGAUCCCUAGCCGUGGCUGGCUGCACCAAUGGCUGCUUGGAAGAACAGGUUAGAAUAUCACAGCUCGUCAGCACAGCUGGGCGAUGACCACAACAGUGGAUCUGGAGCAAGCAAAGGAUCCAUGUAUAGCCAUGCAUCCGGACAUCCACAUAGACUUUUCCAUUGUCGUAUCAGGCCUGAAGCCUGGAAGCCGGAACCUAAGCGCGAGACUAAGGUUGGCUCCUACUCGGAAAUGACGAAUUUAGUAUGCAGCAGAGCGUUGGAGCAGGGGGGUAAAAAAAAAAAAAAGGAACAAGGUAAACAAUUGAUAGAUUGGGAACAGAGAACCACUCCGCAGAAUAAUGAUAUCGAAUGGUCAAUGGUCAGUGGCCAAUUCAUCCCGUUUUCUCAUGUCACAACCGAGUCAGCGGAAUGCCGAUCCACCAUAGCGUCUGGCUGCUGGUUGAAUAACGGUAGGAUAUCUACAAAGGGUCAUAGUGUAUGCAUCUUAAGUAGAGUGGGGGCGUUGGCUAGAGAGCUAGUGUUGUGGUUCGUCCGAAACUGGCACGACGAGUCGUGGAGUUAGGCGCAAUUCGAAAGUCAAGAAAAUUGCAGAACACAUUUCAGCUGGAUGGCACAAGCAAAUAUC
Aspergillus novofumigatus IBT 16806 is the source of this 706-nucleotide messenger RNA. RefSeq lists its product as uncharacterized. The record is from RefSeq and is a predicted model, not a curated record. The coding region runs from base 107 to 643 and encodes 178 amino acids. The transcript has a single exon. Lineage: Eukaryota; Fungi; Ascomycota; Eurotiomycetes; Eurotiales; Aspergillaceae.